AUCUGCACUCCAGCACUCAGGUUUGGAUCUGAUCUGAAAUUCUGCAAUGUACGGGUAUAACACAGGAAACCAGCAUCCCUUUGGCUGGUGUCCUCAGCCAAUGCCAGCAGUAUGUCCACCAGGCUCCACCCCACCCUACCCUUGCCCUCCUCAGCCCUACGUUCCUGUGUGCUAUCCUGCCCCUCAACCAAUGCCACCCUGCCCUCCUCAGCCCUCCGCUCCUGUGUGCUAUCCUGCCCCUCAACCAAUGCCACCCUGCCCUCCUCAGCCCUCCGUUCCUGUGUGCUAUCCUGCCCCUCAACCAAUGCCACCCUGCCCUCCUCAGCCCUCGGUUCCUGUGUGCUAUCCUGCCCCUCAACCAAUGCCACCCUGCCCUCCUCAGCCCUCGGUUCCUGUGUGCUAUCCUCCAUCCCAGCCUUAUGCAUGGUAUGGACCACAGCCUGGCUGGGGGUAUGGAUGGGGCUAUGGACCCAGUGGUGGUCAAGGACCCAGUGGAGGCCAAGGACCCAGUGGUGGUCAAGGACCCAGCGGACCCCAAGGACCCAGUGGUGACCAAGGACCCAGUGGUGGCCCAGGAUCCAGUGGUGGUCAAGGACCCAGUGGAGGCCAAGGACCCAGUGGUGGUCAAGGACCCAGUGGAGGCCAAGGACCCAGUGGUGGUCAAGGACCCAGCGGACCCCAAGGACCCAGUGGUGACCAAGGACCCAGUGGUGGCCCAGGAUCCAGUGGUGGUGAAGGACCCAGUGGAAUCCGAGGACCCAGUGGUUGUGAAGGACCCAGUGGAAUCCGAGGACCAAGUGGAGACAUAUUCAGUGCUGGCUAUGGAGGUCAACACAAGCACAAGGCUGGCCACAAGCAUGUCAACUGUCACAAGAAGGGGAAGCAGAGUCUUGGGUCCUCCAGCAGCGGCUGCAGCAGCGACUCUGACUAGAUGAAGACUCCUGGAUGGAAACCUUCUUCCUCCUACUUUACACGAGAGAAUCACCUUCAAAAGUUCUUCAUAACUCAUAAUAAUGUGUAUUCUUGGUGCUAAAGAUGUGAAAUCAAAAAUUGAGUUUUUCACUGAUCGUAUUGAUGAAAAACUAAUCGAAUAAAUAAAGUGAAAACAGA
This is a messenger RNA of Dicentrarchus labrax (European seabass), 1110 nucleotides long. RefSeq names its product neurofilament heavy polypeptide-like. The record is from RefSeq and is a predicted model, not a curated record. The transcript has 4 exons. Bases 420 to 935 code for a protein of 171 amino acids. NCBI's taxonomy places the organism in Eukaryota, Metazoa, Chordata, Actinopteri, Moronidae.